AUGAGUUUUAAGUGUCUUAAUCCUGAGCAGAGAGAUCAGAACCGGCCGUCCUCCUGUACCGACGGCAACCAACGGGAAUACUACUCUUACUCCAGCACCGUGGGCCGUGGCUAUGGAAGCGUCUUCAGUGCCGUGGGAGCGGGUCGUAUCACAGCGAUCCGCGUGUGGGAACGCUACAACAGCUACAUCCACGGAUUCCAGCUCAGAUUUGGCUAUAGCUGGACUCCGGUGUACGGUCGGUCCAGUGGGAACUUACAGCAGAUGGAGCUGUUUGAUGAUGAGGCCAUUGUGCAGCUGUCUGGGAAGUAUGCCUACGAUUACAUCAGGUAUUUGAGUUUUACCACCAGCAGGGGGCGCACUUUCAUUGCCGGCCAACCCUACGGCACCUCCUUCAACUUCUACCCCGCCCACGACGGAUCUGAGCUGAGGAUUCUGAGUGGCCGCUCCGAUUACAGAGGCAUCACUGCCAUUGGAGCUCACUGGGGAACAGUCGUCAUGGAUACAGAUGCAGCUGCAACUGAAUCUGUAUCCACUGCUGUGACAGUACACUGA
This is a messenger RNA of Chanos chanos (milkfish), 552 nucleotides long. Its product is annotated as zymogen granule membrane protein 16-like. The record is from RefSeq and is a predicted model, not a curated record. The transcript has 3 exons. NCBI's taxonomy places the organism in Eukaryota, Metazoa, Chordata, Actinopteri, Gonorynchiformes, Chanidae. Bases 1 to 552 code for a protein of 183 amino acids.